Molecule: messenger RNA, 5751 nt
Organism: Dendronephthya gigantea
Lineage: Eukaryota; Metazoa; Cnidaria; Anthozoa; Malacalcyonacea; Nephtheidae
Product: laminin subunit alpha-like
Exons: 12
Coding region: 128-5488 (1786 amino acids)
Source: RefSeq, a predicted model, not a curated record
UACGGCUGGCCUUUUUAAACAUUUCUUCGUUAAAACUGCGUGAUUAAUUUCAUUUCGUGCCAAACAAAGUUCAACCAGUUUAACUUCUUGGCUGAAAGAGUUCCGUUUCUUAUAGUUGUCAACCAAGAUGCAUUGGUUCUUAUUUUGUGUUUUGGUAAUUCAAUUUACCUGUAAAGAACUUGCUUCAGCGGCUUCUGAUGAUAAUUUAGACAGUAACGGACAUCGUCGAUGCAACGAUGACGGAGUUUGUCUUCCUGGUGCUGAGGAUAUAGCUGUAAAACCACGGACAAUACUAGCAGAUAACACUUGUGGUCAACCACCAUAUAACAAGUACUGUCCAUUGGAUAAAACUGCAUGUUUUUACUGUCAUGGAACAAACCAUACUGCAGGUUUUAUGAUUGAUCAUGGGGAGGGAUACAGCACAUCAAACUUUAAAACAUGGUGGCAAUCACAAAAUUGGCAUGAAUGGUUACAAUAUCAUAGUCAGCAACCAUUACCCAUUAAUAUAACCAUAUCUUUUAACAAGUCCUACGUACUGACAGGGGACAUUCGUGUCACUUUCAAAUUUGCAAAGCCUGCUAAAAUGGUCAUGGAAAAAUCAACAGACUUUGGACUAACCUGGACACCUUUACAGUAUUUUGCUUAUAAUUGCAAGCGGGAUUAUGGGAUGGAAGCAAGUGAGCUGAAUUGUUCAACCAGUGGGCAUGCACUUUGUACUGAAAAAUACAGUGAUCACAAUGGAGGACCAUUAUACUUCAGUUACUUAAACUGUUAUAAUAGGAAGACAUUUUGGAGUACUAAGAUCCAGGAAGUCAUUGAAGCAACUGACUUGAAAUUAAGACUUGAGUUCCCAGCAAAUGAUGGUUUUUUUAAUAGCCAACAAUACCAACAGAGGUAUUUUUAUGCAAUCUCAGAUGUGCAGAUAUAUGGCAGAUGCCAGUGUCAUGGCCACGCACCUGAUUGUAAUUUUACAAAAAAUAGUCUUGGUGAAUUUAUAAAUACACCUAAAUGCCAAUGUGGUAAAGGUAAACAUAACACAGAAGGUGAUAACUGUGAGAGAUGCCAGCCACUAUAUAAUAAUAAAACAUGGAUGCCUGCAACAUCAAUGGAAAAGCCAAAUCCUUGUGAAAAAUGUGAAUGUCACCAGCAUGCAUCAAGUUGUACCUACAAUGCCACCUUAGGACAUGGUAUAUGUGAUAACUGUAAACACAACACAACAGGUUACUUUUGUGAACAAUGCCAAGAUAAAUAUUAUAGAAACACGAGCAAGGCUCUAAAUGAUGCACUUGUCUGUCUAGAUUGCUAUUGUGCAUUAGAAGGAGUCACCAAUAAUGGGUCCUGUUCUCAAAAAUUUCCCAACAUUGGACAAUGUGAAUGUAAAAAAAAUGUAACAGGGCGACGCUGUGACAGGUGUAAUGAUACAUUUUAUGGAUACACAAAUCCCCCGGUUGGGAAUUGUAGAGCUUGUCUAUGCAGUGAAUAUGGCACUAUCGGUAGUUUAAAUUGCAAUCAAAAAACAGGCCAGUGUACUUGUAAAAAUAACACAGAACUUCGAACAUGUUCUCAGUGUAGACUGGGAUACUAUAAAUUUCCCAGGGCAACUGAACAAGAUUGUUUAGAAUGUGACUGCGAUUCUGGUGGUAGUACACCUGACAUCUGUGAAAAAGAACAAGGGAAAUGUUUGUGUCGUUAUGGCAUACAAAACGAACGAUGUUCUAAUGUGACGAAAGAUCGAUUUUAUCCAAAAUAUGAUUAUUUCUUAUACGAGGCAGAGUAUCAACCAGGAAACUACACGAUCACGUCCAACCUUAGUGAAUAUGAAAAACAAUUCUUUACUGGGAGAGGUUAUGCAGAGAUUAACAACACUCAGUAUAUCGAGUUUAACGUAUCACUUGCGGUUAAGAAUAACUUCAGUAUCGCAUUGAGGUACUCCGGUGCAGUUGGAAGAGUUACAAUAUGGAUAAAAGGAAAUUCGACAUCAGAGUGCAAAGAGGUGAACCAGAAAAUCAGCGUUGAUAACCUACAGCAUGAAACUCGUGGUGACUGGCAGUGGCCUGAAAGAUUAGAAUUUUGUCCUGGGACCAAGUAUAACAUACGUGUCGACAGUAAUGGCUCAAUCAAAGUUGACUCUCUUCUGUUAGUUCCUAACCUCACAGAACUGAUUAGUUACAAAAUUGGAGAUUCAAUAAUAAAAAAAUGUCAAAAGAACGCGACAAGUAUCCAAGAAAGUAUUGAUUCAGAAUCUCAAUGUAAAGAUGUAACAUUCUCUACUAUGGUGGAACUUUUUAAUGGUUCUCUGGCGUGCGACUGUAACCUGGAUGGUUCGAAUAGUACACGAUGUGAGCCUUACGGUGGCCAGUGCCCAUGUAAGGUGGGAGUUAUGGGAAGGACAUGUGACCGAUGUCAACCAGGAUAUUAUAAUUUCACUAAAAAAGGCUGUACAGCCUGUAAAUGUAAUGAUUUUGGCUCCACGAAUUUCGUCUGUGACCCAGACUCUGGUCAGUGCGAUUGCAAACGAGCAGUUGAGGGAAGAGCCUGUGAUCAUUGUGAAAAACAUUCCUAUGGUAUUCACACCGGAGAAGGAUGUACGUCGUGUAAUUGCAAUACGACUGGUUCAGUGAAUAUGUCAUGUGAUGGUAUGACAGGGAUGUGCUACUGUAAACCUGGGGUGGUUACAAAUACCUGUGGUAGAUGUGAAGAAAAUUACUUCAAUUUUACUCAAGACGGAUGUCAGUCAUGCAACUGUGAUGAGGCUGGCUCGAGAUCAUUACAAUGUCAUUAUCGUUCUGGUGAAUGUUCUUGUAAGUCCAACACGAAUGGCACAAAAUGUUCGCAAUGUAUUAAAGGAACAUUUUCUCUGGAGAAAGAAAAUCCUAGCGGCUGUCUUCCAUGCUUUUGUUUUAACAGAAGUAGGGAAUGCAAAGCUGCGAGUGGAUUUAUUUUAAGCGAAAUAAAACAAAGCAACCUAACAAUACUUACACCUGGGUAUCAUAGACUUUCAAAGAGAUUUCAAGGAUACCAUUUAAACUCCUAUGUCAGAAAAUUCGAAGUCAAUUUAACAGAAACAUCAAAUAACACCGCAGUUGAGUUGCAUCUAAAAGGACUGAACUUUAGUGUAUCAUUCAAGCUUAAACCAGUUGCUGGUAUGUUCUUGGUGGUAUUACACGAGAAAAAUAGCGUGGAAAAGAUAAAUAACUAUCAAAUGCAGUCCAUCUUAGCAAAUGUUCACGAAGCGGCCUUGAAUAUAAGCGGGGACCUGGGAAAUGAUACCAAAGUUAGCGUUGCUAUGAAAACAGCCAUUCGUGCUACUCAUGGUAACCAAGAUGGUAACGAUGCGAAACACGUGGAACAAUGUGAAUGCCCUAAAAACUACAAAGGACUAUCAUGCCGGACUUGUAGUGAAGGUUUCACGCGCGAGAUUUCAAAUUCCAGUGAUUUCGUGAACUGUGGUCUAUGCGCGUGCAAUAAUCGUUCAAAAAACUGUGACGGAGAAACAGGGGUAUGUAUCAAAUGUAGACUCUCUAAGGGAGAUCACUGCGAAGAGUGUGGAGAUGGUGUAGAUAUUGAGAAAAGGUGUACCCAAUGCUCUCCUAUGUACUGGCAUCCGGAAAUAGCUAAGGAAGAGAAAGGAUGUCGAGCGUGUAAUUGCGAGUUAAGCAACACUCUGUAUCACAACAGCAGCGUGUGUAAUUCAACGACUGGUCAAUGCUUAUGCAAGAGUUAUGUUGGAGGUCGUCGAUGUGAUAGAUGUGCUGAGAAUUAUUAUAAUACAACACAUGGAUGUCAGCAAUGUCCUGAAUGUUAUGGUUUAUUGAUAGUGUUUGUUCACAAACUCCGGGAUGACAUCGAAAAAGUUCAGGGAACUGUACAAAGUUUGAACGAGAAAUUUAGGUCAAGAAAAAACAACACAUUUGGUAAACGUUUGAAGGAAGCGGAGGAAGAAGUUGACAAUAUAUUUCAUGAAGCGAACAAAACUGACAGUCAAAACUUUUACAAUCCUAACACAACCAUCGAUGAUCUGGAUGAUUUAACAUCGAGCAUUCAGCAGUUGACGAAAUACGUUGAAGACUUGGAGCGACGGCAACGGAAACUACAGAAUCUUUUUACCAACGCUUCAUAUUUGACCAAAACGUCUUACAGUAGUCUCCAACAAGAAAAUGACUCUAGAACUUUGAUUGAAGACAUGAGAGAAGUAAUUAAAGGUUUUAUUCAACCACUAGAACAGGUCAGGAAUACCAUGUCUGAACUAAACCAAACCCUGUGGAAUAUUGCAGAAAAUCUGACUAUUACAUCUGACUCUCAGUUACAAAAGAUCAACCAAGUUUAUUCAAACGCCAAAAGUGUUGGAAUUAAAUUAGAUAACAAUACAAAUGGAAUCAACUCAUUACAGAAUGCCACACAGGCAUCUUUGGAGGAUGGCAAAGAGACAUUAAACACUUCAAUGGACGUUUCUAGUCGAGCAAACAAUUUUUUCAACAUAUCGAAAGAUAUUCUCGUCACAGUUCGUAAUUUGAAUGAGUUGAUUGAAGAUAACAAGAAUCUUGUGAAAAAGUUCAAUUAUUCAAUCUUUCCUCCGAGUUCCGAAUAUGAAUCAUCCAUCACCAAUACUUCAAUUUUACUUAAAGAAACAAAAUACCAGAAUUCUUUAGCCACAGAUAUUCUCAACAGCACUGAAGACGUUCUGACUGAGGUAAACACUAUACUCCAGAAGGCGAAAAAUGCGAAUGACUCAGCAAUGGCUACCUUAAAGAAUGCCCUGGACACCCGCAAAACUUUAAACGACUUUCAAAAUUUAUCACGAAAUGCUGCAGAUAUGGCAAAGGAAUCUGAACAAGAGAUAAGCAAUAUAAGAGCAGAGAGUGAAGAAUCUAUAAAGAUAAUAAGAAAUGUCAGCAUGUCUGUGCAAGAUGGGUUGAAGGAUACAGACGAAGCAAUGAGAUUGGCUGAUGAGGCAAAAACGUUAGCACAAAAUGAAAACCAGGGUGUCAUCCCCCUCUACAACAGAAGUAAAACACUUGAUGAGCAUCACAGAAGUACAGUUUGUUCAUCAAACCGUAUGAAAACCUAUAAUCAAAAUAUUACCACCAGAUCAAAUCUACUGACCCCUCUGCUUGCCAGGUGUCCACUUGUAGAAGCAAGACAUGUAAGUGAUAGAGCAAAAGAUAGUUUGAACCAAAGUUAUGUUACACAAGAAGAUUCACAGGAGAAUUAUCAAGAUGUGAAAAUUGUCAAUGAAACAGUUUUGGAGAGUGAAUUGAAAGUCAAAACAAUUGAGAAAACAGUUCAAGCUAAAACACAUGAAACACGACUGGAUACUCACAGCAAAUUAUUUGAAAAACUAAGAAAUGAGAUCAGUAAAUUGAAGCAAGCUAAAGAGAGGAGAGCAAUCCUUAUUAAACAAAUGAAGGAAAGAGUUGAAACAAUUAAAUUAGAGAUAAAAGAUUUAGAAAGCUUAAGAGAUUCAAUACCACCUUGUCUUCAGGAAUAACUGGCCAGCUCCAAAACAGUAACGUCAUUUGCAUGUAUAUAAUUAUACAGUAAUUGCAGAGAUGAACUUGUAUAUAAUAUUUUUCAUAACCAUUGUCAAACAUACACACACACACUGUAUAUAAUGAGAUGGUAUUACUCUAGUAUUCUUAUUCUAUAAUUUUGUACACAUAGACAGUUGGACAUGGCUGAUUUAAAAUUUUUUAACCAUAUGUUACUGUAUUUACACAAAAACUUUGUUUAAACAGGGUUUUCUUAUCAUUA